GUUUGUUUGUUUUUUUUUGUUUUUUGUUUUUGUUUUGUGGGGAUAAACAUGGCGGGACGGGGUGAGGAUGAGCCCUGCUGUAGCACUCGUAGCAUCGGACAGGGCCAGGUUCAAUCCCUGGGUCCCGAAAAAGUCGUGGCUCGCUGGGUUCUGGAUUACUAUGUCUAUUCUGCGAUGGCAGCUUUUCGAGAUGGAAGUUAUGACGAUUUUUGUAAGAUUCGCGAUGUCGUUCAGGACAUGAUAGUUAGCCCAUUUGAACAGUCAGAGGAGGUCACCAGGAAGCUUCGGGUAAUGCAGUUUAUGUCCCGAAUCAAUGAUGGAGAGAAUCUGAGUUAUCAGUUUGAUUCAGAGGGGGAUCUGACUCCCCUGGAGUCUGCCUUCAGACUUUUACACCUAAUAGAUGAAGAGGUGGUGCUGCCUCAGGACUUGGUGGGGAGGGUCUCUAACUCAAUCAGAGAAAUGGCUGUAAUUGUGUGUAUUAAACAAAAGAAGUUUGAGAGGGCUAGUUAUAUACUGAAGAACCAUUUCCUGGGUGACACUGCUAAGAAAACCUUAUUACUGGGCAUUAUCCAGCAGAAGAAGCGUAUUAACUCAGCUUUAAAGAAGACAUAUGAGCAGUUCAGGGAGGAAAUGUUUCAGUUCACUGAGAGUCUUGUCAGUUUCUCUGAGCCUUUCUUACUCAAGACUGCAAAACAUCACAUUGCCUCAGAAAGCACAGUGAGAGAAAAGGAAACUGAACAAACAGCUAUAGAAGAGCCCCAAUCCUCAUCAGAAGCUAAAAAUGUGAAAUCUCCUGUCCACAGGGAGCCCUCGACAGCCUGGACCACCUUUGGCCGCUUGGUUCUCAAAGCUGCAUUCUGUGCCAUGUCCACGAUGGAGGAGCCAAGCUUAGAAUUCACUCGCCUGGAGGAGACGGAUCUUGACCCCCGAGAAGCAGAGAGACCCAGCAACUCACUAAGAAGCUCUAGGAGCCAGGAGUCAGUGUUCGAGCCAGACACCCCUAAACGAGUGAGACGCGAGCAGCCCGUGUCCCGCCUGCUACUAGAGCAGGACAGCCAGACGGAGAGUGAGGGUGUGGAGGCCAGCCCACACAGGAGCAACACCCCGUCCCGCUGGCAGCAGCACCACAGCAACAACCGUCCACAGAAAAGGAGUCCAGCUGCGCUGAUCCAGGAAGAGACUGAUGAUACUGACGACUCCAUUUUACAGAAUAAUUUCGUACCAAGGAAAAGGUUAAAUGUGUCCAACCCAGUGAGAGAGGAAGUGGAGCACUGGAGUGAUGAAGAAUCUUUAUUCUGCCCAAGAUUAGGACCUAACUACAAAAGUAAGGCAUUAGAUGAAAGCUGUAUUACUGGGCAUAGUACAAAAAAGAAGUGGACCUGGGAAGAGACAAUGUGGGUUAAGAAAGGGGUGUCCAAAUUCGGGGAAGGCAACUGGAAGGCAAUUCAGCUAAACUACCCAUUUGUGGGAAGGACAACCAUAAUGAUCAAAGAUCGAUGGAGAACGAUGAAAAAGCUUAAAAUUACUUAGUUAAGAUGCUCCACGGACACUGUAUCUCUGUAGAUGGUUAAGUCAUUUUUCUUUAAAAUUAGGGCUUGAAUUUUUAGGUUUAGUUAAGUUUGUAGUUGCAAUUUUAGGUUUAUGGCUUAAUUAUUGCAUGUUUUUAAACCGGCUUUUGAGAAAGAUAUGUACAACAUAUCGAAACGUUGGGCAGCUGGCUCU
Molecule: messenger RNA, 1722 nt
Organism: Polyodon spathula (Mississippi paddlefish)
Lineage: Eukaryota; Metazoa; Chordata; Actinopteri; Acipenseriformes; Polyodontidae
Product: telomeric repeat-binding factor 2-like
Exons: 11
Coding region: 49-1530 (493 amino acids)
Biological process (GO): regulation of telomere maintenance via telomerase; telomeric loop formation; protection from non-homologous end joining at telomere
Cellular component (GO): chromosome, telomeric region; nucleus; shelterin complex
Molecular function (GO): protein homodimerization activity; double-stranded telomeric DNA binding; telomerase activity
Source: RefSeq, a predicted model, not a curated record